CAAUCAACAAGUUACGUGAAUACGAUCGCCUUUAGUCUUUAAACUUAUAUACAAUAUACAUACCUAUUUGGUAUACAAAUUUCGGUCGAUUGUGUGUGUAUUUCUAGAGUAUAUAUGUACUUUAAAGAGUGUGAAGCCAUCACCCAGCAAGAACUGACCACUUAGGAGCCAUGACAACAACCAAAGAUCCCAAGGAGAAGGGACCAACAAUAAAGACAACAGCACAGCCGGCCCAAACCAAUGGAGUAGCUGGUGGUCUUAUGAAGCGUCUGCGACGAUCCGCUUCCGUAACCGAGCACAAUCUGAGCAGUCUGCGCAACCGCAAGUCCACGCAGCAUCUCUUCGAUCAGCAUGGCAAUCCAAUAGAUUUGCAGCAGUACCGCAAGGUGCUGGACAAGGAUGAGAACGGCAAUGGAACCAGUGAAAAGAAACUGCGCUAUAGACGCACCCAAAGCGUCACACGUGCAGAGGAGAUCUCCAACAAGGAGGCCAAACAGCGCAAAGCCCAACCCGAUAGAUCUAUUCAUCGUCCACGGGACUCGCUGUUCUCAUGGAGCUCGGGCUUUACCAACUUUUCGGGUCUGGUUAACUGGGCCUUUCUUCUGCUCUGCAUGGGCGGUCUGCGUCUGGGCCUCGAGAAUCUGCUCAAAUAUGGCAUACGCAUCAAUCCCAUUGACUGGUAUUUCUUUCUAAGCGGUCGCAACGAGGGCGAAGGACACAAUUCCCUGUUUCUAGUACUCUACUCUUUCGUACACAUAUCGAUUUGUUUGGCUGUCGAGAAGGGUCUCGCCCUGGAAAUAAUUUCCGAGGGCCUUGGCAUGUUUAUUCAGACAAUAAACAUAAUUGUAUCGGUUUGUUUCCCUGUUGUGAUUAUUCAUCUCAAGGGUUCCACGUUUAGCAUAAUGGGUGCCACAACUGUGUGUUUCUAUUAUGCCAUACUGUUCUUGAAACUAUGGAGCUACGUCCAGACAAAUAUGUGGUGUCGAAAGACCUAUUAUCAGCGACAGCCCCGUGAACGACGACCAAGUAUCAGUGUAGCCGAGCUUGAAAGAAAUCACAAGAGUGGUGUCGAGGACGAUGAGGAUGUGGCGAAGCUGGUACAAUAUCCCGAUAACUUGAGCUACAAAGAUCUCAUGUACUUCUUAUUGGCACCCACUCUUUGCUAUGAACUCAAUUUUCCGCGCACUUCGCGGAUUCGUAAGCAUUUUUUGCUGAAACGUUUGCUGGAAACGUUUGUCGGUGUUAAUGUUGUACUGGCCAUAGUCCAACAAUGGAUUACACCCUCUGUGCGCAAUUCCUUGAUACCCUUCUCCAAUAUGAACAUGGGAGUGGCUACGGAACGUUUGCUGAAACUCGCUUUACCCAAUCAUUUGUGCUGGCUGUGCUUUUUCUACCUGAUGUUCCACUCAUUUCUGAAUGCUAUUGGCGAGGUGAUGUAUUUUGCGGAUCGCAAUUUCUACUGUGACUGGUGGAAUGCCAAUAAUAUUGACACUUUCUGGCGCACUUGGAAUAUGCCCGUACACAGAUGGUGUGUUCGUCAUCUGUAUAUUCCCGUUGUACAGAUGGGUUAUUCCUCACGUCAGGCAUCCACAAUGGUGUUUCUGUUCAGCGCCUUUUUCCAUGAGUAUUUGGUUUCAGUACCGUUGCAAACCUACAAAAUUUGGGCCUUCCUUGGCAUGAUGGGUCAGAUACCGCUGUCGAUCAUAUCUCGGUAUAUAGAACGUCGAUUAGGGCCACGCAUGGGAAAUAUUAUUGUUUGGGCUUCCAUUAUUUUGGGUCAACCAUUGUGCAUAAUGUGUUAUUAUCAUGACUACGUUAUUACACAUUUCCAGACUGCGUUAAAUGGUACCGAAUUUCAGAAUAGUUAGACAUUUGGUAACACCAUAAUCUGGUCUGUACUUUUAGAAUAAAUAAGCCAAAAAUGCCAGUUGAUAAAACUUGAAUGCCACAUACAAAUCAAUUUUGUAGUUUUGCGAAUGCAUUGCAGUGGAUAACAUAAUUCUAUUGUUAUUCCAUGCAUUUGUUAAUGAUUUUAAGCCGUCAUGUAAAUAAAGAAAAUGGAUUUUUUAUUUAA
This is a messenger RNA of Drosophila grimshawi, 2074 nucleotides long. RefSeq names its product diacylglycerol O-acyltransferase 1 (gene mdy). Lineage: Eukaryota; Metazoa; Arthropoda; Insecta; Diptera; Drosophilidae. Gene Ontology annotation, molecular function: diacylglycerol O-acyltransferase activity. The transcript has 10 exons. The coding region runs from base 171 to 1868 and encodes 565 amino acids. Gene Ontology annotation, biological process: triglyceride biosynthetic process. The record is from RefSeq and is a predicted model, not a curated record. Gene Ontology annotation, cellular component: endoplasmic reticulum membrane.